Molecule: messenger RNA, 2962 nt
Organism: Vitrella brassicaformis
Lineage: Eukaryota; Vitrellaceae
Source: the annotation of a GenBank genome assembly
CGGGGCAUUGCCGCCCGAGUCUCCAUCUCCUGCCCUGCCAUCUCCCGGGUUACCGGGUGGUGGGGCGGGCGGCGGCGGGGGUAGGAUGCCACCCCUGCCUCGGGCGCUUCGGGCGCCCCGUGAAGCUCCGUUCGCUCCCCUACACCCCUCCCGCGAGUGCGACGCAUAGGGGGUGCAGGCUGUGAGGCGCCACCCUCGCCGUUACCAUGCCGUCUAGUCGUCUCUUGGGCAUCCGAGGGCGGAUCGACUGUGUCUCGGGCGGUCGAAGGCGGUGGCGGUGGAGGCGGGGGAGGUGGAGAGGGUGGUGGGGGCGGUGGAGGGGGCGCAUCCGAAGGAAGCGGUUGAGAGCCUCUCCCAGGGCUAGAAGAGGGGUGCGGCGGGAGAAGGUUGGGCCCCGACCGCUGCCGUCGCAACUCACGAGCCCGACGGCCUCUCCCUCUAACCACACCCUGCUGGCGGAAGCAUCGGCCGCCACAGAAGGUCGUACAUAUCAUGAGAAGAAAUGGGCAUAAAGGUGCGUGUACAGCUCUUUGUGCUUUCUGCAGGUGGGACAGAGCAGGAGCAGGGAGUGCGAGCGAGAAGAGGGAGAGGAGAGUGAGGCACAGCUGCUAGAGAAGAUGCGAAGCGCGCUGAUGGCGAACGACAUGGAGGCAGUGAGUCUCUGAGGGGUGUCUUGCUGAGAUUGUCGAGUCGAUGAGUUGACACGUGACGAGCACAUAAUGCACGAGCACAUAAUACGCGAGUACACAUGGAUGUCUCUGUGUGUGUGUGUAAAGGCCGCCGAUCUCGGGGAGAAGAUGUGCGAGGGGUGCCUGCGCAAGGUUUUGGAGUGCAUGUUUGGGACGUGCAAUCCUGAGAGCCGGAUGCGGGCAGUGGAGUGUCUGUUUGCUUCGGAUGGGGGUGCGGCCGAGGGUAUUGGCGAGGUGAGAGACACGACGGGAGACACUUAGAUGUGCAUGAUGCAUUGGUUUUUUGUAUUGCGUUGUGUUAUGACAGGCCGAGCAGGCUGAGCGCAAGAAUGACGACGAAGAGGAGCCGCCGGUAGGGAGACGCAAGCGCAGGCGCCACAGGGUGAGGCAUGCACACGUUUGUAAUAGGUGAGGAGUGCAGUGAUAGUGGUCUACGGGCAUUUUUUCAUGUCGCAGUUCGUCGAAAGUGCGGCGUCUUCGGAGAAGGAAGAGGAGGAGGAGAAUGAAGACGAAGGCAUGGAAUCAGAGGUGAGGCGGAAGGAGUUGCCAUUUCGACCGAUGCCUCCUGUUGCCCUUGAUGUGUGUCUUUGUUGCAGGCGGGAAGCGAUGUGUUCAGUGGAGUGAGUCUUAGUGGGCGCAAGCGGAGGGGGGCGAGACGGAAGGCGCGCAGGACGCAGCAUACCUCGACACGGGAGCAGGGGCAGGUGUGCGGACGGCAAGAGGUCGUACCGACACGCAAGUGGUCACGGCGUUGAUGCGUGUCGUGUCCAUUUGCGUAUGCAGCGAUCGGCUAGUUUGGGAGAGCGCAGCGAGGAGGAGGUAGUGGAGUGCGAGGUGAUUUGUCGGUUGAGAGGAAGCGCAACACGUGUCGUUGGGAGAAAGGACACACGCGUGGUUUGCAUGAGGAUGGAUGUGGUGUAGAAUGAGGUACGGCGCGAGAUGGGCAUCGAGUUCGAGGAUGACGACGAAGGCAGCAGUGAGAAGGCGCGAGAGGAGAAUGCCAUGUUCAAGUGCGACCGGGUGAUUCAGCGCACCAAGGAACGCUAUGAGCGUAGGCAGGUAUGGAAGGAUGAGAGAGCAUGGUACAUGGCAUGGCUAUCUCGCAUGCAUCCAUGUUGCUGUCGCAGAUCAUCUUCGCGCCACCGCCAGAGAUCAGCACCAACUACGCGGCUGCCGAGUGUGGGUCCUGUCUGGCGGGCGAGUUGAGCCAGCCGGCGCACUCGGAUGGUCGAUGUCCUGUUAAGAACUAUGAGAGCCAGCUCAACUUCGAGCCCCAGCUGGACCGGCCAUCCAAGAAGAAGGACUCCGACGGCCUUCGGGCUCGGCGAGCUCUCAUCCAGGUCCGUCUGUGAGCGUGAAAGGAUCGCCAAAUGUGGAGAUUGGCCAUCUGUGAGUGUGGUGUGGUGUUGCAGAGCCCCAGCGUGCGUUUCUGGCAGCUCGACAUGCUCAAGUGUGUCAAGCUCAAUCCGUUGGUGCAAGCCGCGGGCUUGACCUGCAGCAUGUCUGGAACUACCAUCAUCGUCAAGCAGGGGCUCAAGAAGGUGGUCACGAAGAUCGACCUCACUGCGCUGCUCAACUUUCUUCGCCAGCGCAAGUUCUUGCGCAAGAAGAUAGGCGAAUCAAAGCCUUAGUCGACGAUGAGGUCAUGUAGCUGCAUGGGUAUGUGUGUUGUUGCAGGUCUUCGGGUCGAUCGACACGGUUGAGCUGCUGCGUUUGCAUCCGCCGCGAUGCUUCAAGUGCGGUUGCUGGGUGAAAGGCUUCCCUCCGAGGGUGAGUGACUGGAUCAAAGCAGGGACAUGUCUAUCUCUCACUUACUCGAUAUCCAUGUCUCUCUCGAUGUGUGUUUAGUUCGAUCGGAGCGUCUCUGGUCAUGCUGGCUACGCUGGGAUUCAGUGUGGCAACAUGAGCUCUCAGGACGGCGGCAUCUGCGAAAACCGCCGCGAGAAGCCGGAGAGCAACCUCACCGCCAUCUGGACGGACGCCUAUGUCCUGGGCGUGUUGGCGUUCCACGGCAUCGUUCCUUUCUAGGUGGGUGCCAUGGUUCCUGUCUCUGCCCGCGAUUCAUCGUGUGCUUGCGGUUGUGGUUGUGGUUCGUCAGGAACGGUGAGGUGUUGGUGGUUUUUCGUUUAUGGAUUGGGUAAAGGGAGACCCCUUCAUGAAUUGUAGUGUAGAAUGGCUGGCUAUUUCUCUCUGUUGGUGGUCCGUGCAUGCAUGCAUGUGUCUGUGCUGUAGCCGACUUGUGUGUCCAUCACUCAUCUACCUGUGGCAAGCUG